AUGCAGCUCACUUCAGUCCUCGUUUCUGCUCUCCUCGGCGCCGUCUCUGUCUCUGCCGCCGCAACCACCACUUUCCCCUCUGCUGCCAGCAGCACCACUCUCUCCGCCGCCAAGACCAUCACUGGCACUUUCGAUGGUGGUAUGAAGCGCUUCGGCCGUGGUGUCUCCUGCUCUGGCCAGGCCGAAGGUGGCAACAAGGACGCCGUCUUCAUCCUCGAAGCUGGCGCCACUCUUAAGAACGUCAUCAUCGGCAAGGACCAGAUUGAGGGUGUCCACUGUCUCGGAAGCUGCACCAUCCAGAACGUCUGGUGGGAAGAUGUCUGCGAGGAUGCUUUGACCAUCAAGCAGAGCUCCGGCACCUCGUACGUCACCGGAGGAGGCGCCAAGAACGCCGACGACAAGGUCAUCCAGCACAACGGUGGUGGAAAGGUCGUCAUCAAGGACUUCUACGUUCAGGACUUUGGCAAAUUGUGGAGGUCGUGCGGUAACUGCAAGUCUGGACAGACCAAGCGCCAGGUUGAGAUGUCGGGUGUUGUGGCCAAGAACGGAAAGUUGCUUGCUGGUGGCAACGAGAACUAUGGUGAUACCAUCACUAUCAAGUCCACCAAGGUCUCAAACGUCAAGAAGAUCUGUGCUAGAUACACUGGCAACUCUUCCGGCGCCGAGCCCAAGGAGCUCGGAAGCGGCCCUGACUCCAAGGUCUGCUUGUACUCCGCCUCGGAUGUCACUUCUAUCUAA
Morchella importuna is the source of this 738-nucleotide messenger RNA. RefSeq lists its product as uncharacterized. Gene Ontology annotation, cellular component: extracellular region. Gene Ontology annotation, molecular function: pectate lyase activity. Gene Ontology annotation, biological process: pectin catabolic process. The coding region runs from base 1 to 738 and encodes 245 amino acids. The transcript has 3 exons. Lineage: Eukaryota; Fungi; Ascomycota; Pezizomycetes; Pezizales; Morchellaceae. The record is from RefSeq and is a predicted model, not a curated record.